ACAGCGCCUACUUGAGAAAGGUUGAGGCAAGGCGGUGUGCAGUCCUCCAGCCAUCAGAGGGUGCCCGUGCCCAAGACCUAGUGCUUCGGUAAUCUGAGCCCGGCUGGAAGCUUCCGCCCCAGGUCAGGAGUUCCUGGAUCUUAGCGAGAAGGGGUCCGGGCGAAGAAGAACCGCGCAGGAGGAGGAAGCUUCCCCCUCCCCUUCUCUCUGAGGUGUAACCAGGAUGGAGAGGUUUUUGAUAAAACUGUGUGAUUCCAGCCCAGAUGAGCCAUUCCCACUCUGGGAAUCUGGCACUGUGGGACACUGCUUUACCCAACUGGUGCUCAAUUCUCUGGCCCAUGUACUCUUGGCCUUAAUCAGUGCCUGCUACAUGGGCACUCCAAGGUAUCCAGGCUCCAUUCCACCUUGUAGUCCAGGUUGGCGCCUUCGACUUGUUGCCUCCUUCCUGUUGUCAGUUCUUCCAUUGUUGGACCUGUUCCCAGCUGCUAUGCCUGCAAAGGCAGUCCCUGGACCCCUGGGGUUAGAGAUACUAGCAGGAGGUGUAACAACAAUAGCCUGGAUCACUCAUGGCUUGGCACUCCGGGCAUUGGCUCUGUCCCAUGGUAGACUUUCUCGUGGGCCUUUGAUUUUGGCUCUGACUGCCUUCCUACCUGCCCCUGCCACAGUGCUGACACUGUUGUGGCACUGUCAGCAAGGGACCCUCCUGAACCCAAUCCAGCUAGGACCCCUUUUCCGAUUCUGCUUUGUAAUCUUACAGCUAACCAUACUUCUGGCAUAUUUUCUGGGGUGGGCAGUGCCUAGGGGCCAGAGGCAACCACGGUCUCAGGCCCCUGACCACCUCCUGCUUGAGCCACAGAGGCCAGAGGUGGCUGAGGAUGGAGAAAGCUGGCUCUCACGCUUCUUCUACCUGUGGCUGACUCCCCUGCUGGCCCGGGGGGCCCGGGGACAACUCCGUCAACCUCAAGAUGCUUGCCUUCUGCCCUACAGGCUUCGGACAGCCUACCUUGCCCGCCUCUUCCAGGCACACUGCAGGGACCGGGCUAAACUGUGGCUGGUUCUGUAUAGAGCUUUGGGGCGACGCUACCUUGCACUAGGGUUCCUGAAGCUGACAGGGACCCUUCUAGGAUUCUCUGGGCCUUUGCUUCUUUCACUGUUGGUUGGGUUCUUGGAGAAUGAACGGGAGCCCCUGAGUCAAGGAGUGUUCUAUGCUAUGGGGCUCACAGGUGGAGCAGUUCUGGGUGCUUUGCUGCAGAACCAAUAUGGGUAUGAGUUAAGGAAGGUGGCAUUACAGGCUCGAGGAGCUGUGCUAGGGGCCCUGUACCAUAAGACCCUCUAUCUGGGGCCAAAUCGCCCCUCUGCUGGUGAGGCGGUGAACCUUCUAGGCACUGAUUCUGAACGACUACUUAACUUUGCUAACAGUUUCCAUGAGGCCUGGGGCCUGCCCCUGCAGCUGUCCAUCACCCUCUACCUGCUCUACCAACAGGUAGGCCUGGCCUUCCUAGGCGGGUUGGGCCUGGCGCUGCUGCUGGUGCCUGUUAAUAAAGUGCUCGCAACCCGCAUCUUGGCCAAGAAUGAGGCUAUGCUGCGACACAAGGAUGCCCGAGUCAAGCUCAUGACAGAAUUGCUGUGUGGCAUUCGCGUCAUCAAGUUCUGUGGGUGGGAACAGACACUCAGCUCUCGAGUACAGAAACAUCGGGCUCAAGAACUCCAGCAGCUGCGGGUUAUCAAGUACCUGGAUGCAGCCUGCGUGUACCUAUGGGCUGCACUACCUGUUGUCAUCUCUAUUGUCAUCUUUAUCACCUAUGUCCUCAUGGGCCACCAGCUUACUGCUACCAAGGUAUUCACAGCAUUGGCACUGGUUGGCAUGCUUAUCCUCCCCCUCAACAAUUUCCCCUGGGUGAUCAAUGGGCUCUUGGAGGCCAAAGUAUCUCUGGAUCGUCUACAGCGCUUCCUCGACCUCCCGGACCAUGAUCCUCAGACCUACUAUAGUCCAGAUCCCCCCACAGAAUCGCUUACUAUACUACAGCUCCAUGAAGCCAUGUUCUCCUGGGACCCUAUUGGAAUAGGCCUGGAGACCUUCAUCACUCACCUUGAAGUGAAGAAGGGUUCACUGGUGGGCAUCGUGGGGAAGGUGGGCUGUGGAAAGAGCUCUCUACUGGCUGCUAUCUCUGGAGAGCUCCACAGGUUGAGUGGUCAGAUCGCCAUAGCUGAUCGGCUUGAAGGCUUUGGUCUGGCUACCCAGGAACCUUGGAUCCAAUUUGCCACCAUUCGGGAAAACAUCCUAUUUGGGAAAGCAUUUGAUGCUCAUCUCUACUGGAAGGUGUUAGAGGCCUGUGCCCUCCACGAUGACCUGGCUAUCCUGCCUGAUGGGGACCAGACUGAAGUGGGAGAGAAAGGGGUAACCCUCAGUGGUGGACAACGGGCCCGAAUUGCCCUUGCUCGAGCUGUCUACCAGGAGAAGAAGCUCUACCUCCUGGAUGAUCCUCUAGCUGCUGUAGAUGCUGAUGUCGCCAAUCACCUGGUACAGAAGUGUAUUCUAGGCCUGCUGGGGCACACUACCCGGCUGCUCUGUACCCACCGAACAGAAUACUUGGAGCAGGCUAAUGUUGUGCUGCUGCUCGAGAGUGGGCGCAUCAUCCACGCAGGACCACCUUCUGAGAUUCUGCCAAUGGUACAAUCUACCCCUGAGGCCCAGUCUGAGGAUGUACCAAAGACGGAGUCAGCAACCUCAGAGGAAGGGAAGCCAGAGAAAGAGAGUGAGGAACCGAAGGAUGUGGACCCAAACCCCAGCCGCCUGCUCCAGGAGGAAGGGAAGAAAGAAGGGGCUGUGGCCUUCCAAGUGUACCAGGCUUACUGGAAAGCUGUGGGGGCAGGUCUUUCCCUGGCCAUCAUCUUCUUCCUUCUUCUCAUGCAAGGGACCAGAAAUGCUGCUGACUGGUGGCUGUCUCACUGGAUCUCCCAACUAAAGAUAGCUGAGAAUGGUUCCCAGGAGAUGUGGCACCUUACCAGCCAACCCCCCUCACUAUUCUCCCCACAUCUGCUUCUCUUCUCCCCUGGAGGCCUCUUUGCCUCAGUGUCACCAUUGCCCAAGACCACCUCAAAUAGCUCCUCGGAUGUGCAGUUCUACUUGACUGUAUAUGGGGCCAUUGCCAGUGCCAACUCCAUCUUCACCCUCCUACGGGCACUACUAUUUGCUGCUGGCAUCCUUCAGGCAGCAGCCACCCUGCAUCAGCGCCUGUUGCACCGUAUCCUCAGGGCUCCUGUGACAUUCUUUGACUCCACGCCAACUGGCCGGAUUCUGAACCGCUUCUCAUCUGAUGUGGCCUGUGCGGAUGACAGUCUCCCCUUCAUUCUCAACAUCCUAUUGGCCAAUGCUGUGGGACUGCUAGGGCUGCUGGCUGUCCUGGGUUCAGGACUGCCCUGGCUACUGUUGUUGCUACCACCCCUAGGCUGCCUCUACUACUCUGUACAGCGUCAUUACCGGGCCUCCUCAAGGGAGCUGCGUCGGCUGAGCAGCCUUACACUCUCCCCGCUCUAUACCCACCUCUCUGAGAGCCUCGCUGGGCUUAGUAUCAUCCGGGCCACUCAGGCCACCUGCAGGUUUGAGGAGGAGAAUGAGAAGUUCCUGGAGCUCAACCAACGCUGCCAAUUUGCUGCCAGUGCAUGCCUGCAGUGGCUGGACAUACGGCUGCAGCUUAUGGGCGCUAGUGUGGUCAGUGCCAUUGCCAUCAUCGCCCUCAUCCAGCAUCAGCAACACCUCGCUAACCCAGGACUGGUAGGCCUGGCACUGUCUUAUGCCUUAUCCUUGACAGGCCUUCUCUCAGGCCUGGUGAGCAGCUUCACACAGACAGAAGCCAUGAUGGUGAGUGUAGAGCGCCUGGAGGAGUAUUCUUGUGAUCUGCCCAGUGAACCUCAGGACCAGCAAAUACAGGUAGGAGUGGGCUGGCUGUCACAGGGGCACGUGGAGUUCCAGGAUGUGGUAUUGGCUUACCGCCCAGGGCUGCCCAAUGCCUUGGAUGGGGUCACCUUCAGCGUGCUGCCUGGGGAGAAGAUAGGCAUUGUGGGCCGGACAGGUUCUGGAAAGUCUUCUCUGCUGUUGGUACUGUUCCGACUGGUGGAGCCCAGUGCUGGACAUAUACUCCUAGACGGUGUGGACACCAGCUUGCUGGGCUUGUCAGAUCUCAGGUCUCAGCUGGCCAUCAUCCCUCAGGAGCCCUUUCUGUUCAGUGGCACAGUACGAGAAAACCUGGACCCUCUGGGUCACCAUGAGGAUGAGAAGCUGUGGCAGGCAUUGGAAGAGUGCCACCUGAGUGAAGUGAUCACUCCCCUGGGUGGCUUGGAUGGUGAGCUGGGUGAAGGGGGCAGGCGCUUAUCGCUAGGGCAGAGGCAGCUACUGUGUUUGGCCAGAGCUCUCCUUACAGAUGCCAAGAUCCUGUGCAUUGAUGAGGCCACAGCCAGUGUGGACCAGAAGACAGACCAGUUGCUCCAACAAACAAUUUGUAACCGAUUUGCUAACAAGACUGUUCUGACCAUUGCACAUAGGCUCAACACAAUCUUGAAUUCAGAUCGGGUGCUGGUGCUACAGGCAGGAAGGGUGGCUGAAAUGGACACGCCAGCUGCCCUUCGAAGUCGGCCCUACUCACUGUUCCAGCAGCUGCUACAAAACAGCCAGCAGUGACCUUGCCUCUUCUGGAAUGAUGUCUUCUGUCUUCCUCAGUAGUCACCUUCCUCUCCUUUUGGGAUGGUUUGGGGCUUUUACUCUCAGGUGAUGAACAGCUGUUUACUCUCCCCUUCAUCUGCAAGGCCACCCGGCCCCAGGAGGCACCAGGUCCUUCUCAUAUUCCCCAAGCAGCCCUGGCACAGAAGCCCAGGAAGCACAGGAAGAUGGGUGUCACGGGAUACUCUUCAGUGAGCCGAUGGUAUUGGAGGAGAGCUCUUCCUAGGCCAGGACUUGGACCUGUGAUUUAUCUUCCCUUGGACUGGGGCUACAGGUUGGCCCCACUGGGGCCAGGAGCCCUGGGAGUAUGACUUAUCACUCACUGUCAUUUUUUGUAAUUUUAUUUGAUAAAACUUCUCUUGAACAAUA
This is a messenger RNA of Monodelphis domestica (gray short-tailed opossum), 5086 nucleotides long. It is a transcript of the gene ABCC10, whose product is annotated as ATP binding cassette subfamily C member 10. The record is from RefSeq and is a predicted model, not a curated record. Gene Ontology annotation, biological process: transmembrane transport. Gene Ontology annotation, cellular component: membrane. NCBI's taxonomy places the organism in Eukaryota, Metazoa, Chordata, Mammalia, Didelphimorphia, Didelphidae. Gene Ontology annotation, molecular function: ATP hydrolysis activity; ABC-type transporter activity; ATP binding.